AUGACAAUUCAAAAUGGGGAUAGUCUGGCGAUGCAUGUCGCCAAUAAUGAUCGAGUUGCCGGAAAAGUUGACCAAGAUGAUGGUGAGAUAGAUGGGGCUGCCGGAGGGGAUGACCAAGAUGAUGGUGAAGAAGCAGAUGGAGUUGCCGGAAUAGUUGACCAAGAUGAUGGUGGGAUAGAUGGGGCUGCCGGAGAGGAUAACCAAGAUGAUGGUGAAACAGAUGGAGUUGCCGGAAUAGUUGACCAAGAUGAUGGCGAGAUAGAUAGGGCUACCGGAGGGGAUGACCAAGAUGAUGGUGAAACAGAUGGAGUUGCCGGAAUAGUUGACCAAGAUGAUGGGGCUGCCGGAGAGGAUGACCAAGAUGAUGGUGAAAUAGAUGGAGUUGCCGGAAUAGUUGACCAAGAUGAUGGGGCUGCCGGAGGGGAUGACCAAGAUGAUGGUGAAACAGAUGGAGUUGCCGGAAAAGUUGACCAAGAUGAUGGUGAGAUAGAUGGGGCUCCCGGAGAGGAUGACCAAGAUGAUGGUGAAGGAGAUGGAGUUGCCGGAAUAGUUGACCAAGAUGACGGUGAGAUGGAUGGAGGUGUAGUGGCCGGCCAAGAUGGGGUGGCCGGAGUUGCAUAUUGA
Messenger RNA from Ipomoea nil (Japanese morning glory), 624 nucleotides. RefSeq lists its product as uncharacterized. NCBI's taxonomy places the organism in Eukaryota, Viridiplantae, Streptophyta, Magnoliopsida, Solanales, Convolvulaceae. The coding region runs from base 1 to 624 and encodes 207 amino acids. The transcript is spliced from 2 exons. The record is from RefSeq and is a predicted model, not a curated record.